Molecule: messenger RNA, 3787 nt
Organism: Vombatus ursinus (common wombat)
Lineage: Eukaryota; Metazoa; Chordata; Mammalia; Diprotodontia; Vombatidae
Product: SNF-related serine/threonine-protein kinase
Exons: 6
Coding region: 257-2515 (752 amino acids)
Biological process (GO): protein phosphorylation; microtubule cytoskeleton organization; intracellular signal transduction
Cellular component (GO): cytoplasm
Molecular function (GO): ATP binding; protein serine/threonine kinase activity; tau-protein kinase activity
Source: RefSeq, a predicted model, not a curated record
UUUGAGUUGUCUCCAGGACGCGCAGUUUGACAUGUCCAGUAGGCAGUUGGUGAUGCAGAACGGAAGCCUGGAGCAGAGGCUGGGGCUGGAUGUGGAGACAUGCAAGGCAUCUGCUAGAGAUGGUCAUCGGAUUCGUGAUGGUUGAUGACAGAUGUAUUUGGGGACAGCAAACAUGGACGAGUUCUUCUCAUCAGAGAGCCUUCUCUGAGAAGAGCCUGGCAGGCGGUUUGAGUGUCCCUCCCUCCCCUGGAACACCAUGGCAGGUUUCAAGAGAGGCUAUGAUGGGAAAAUCGCGGGUUUGUAUGACCUGGAUAAGACCUUGGGCAGGGGCCACUUUGCUGUGGUCAAACUCGCCAGGCACGUUUUUACAGGUGAAAAAGUGGCUGUGAAGGUCAUUGACAAGACCAAACUGGACACUCUGGCCACCGGUCACCUCUUCCAAGAAGUCCGCUGCAUGAAGCUCGUGCAGCACCCCAACAUCGUGCGCCUUUACGAGGUCAUUGACACUCAGACCAAGCUUUAUCUUAUCCUGGAGCUUGGAGAUGGAGGAGACAUGUUUGACUACAUCAUGAAACAUGAAGAGGGUCUUAAUGAAGACCUCGCCAAGAAGUACUUUGCUCAGAUAGUCCAUGCUAUCUCUUACUGCCACAAACUUCACGUGGUCCACAGAGACUUGAAGCCCGAGAAUGUGGUCUUCUUUGAAAAACAAGGACUUGUCAAGCUGACGGACUUUGGCUUCAGCAACAAAUUCCAGCCUGGAAAGAAGCUUACCACAAGCUGUGGGUCUCUUGCCUAUUCUGCUCCCGAGAUUCUGCUUGGGGAUGAGUACGACGCUCCUGCUGUAGAUAUAUGGAGUCUGGGAGUCAUUCUUUUCAUGUUGGUGUGUGGGCAGCCUCCCUUUCAAGAAGCAAAUGACAGCGAAACUUUGACGAUGAUCAUGGACUGCAAAUACACAGUACCUUCACACGUAUCCAAAGAGUGUAAAGACCUGAUCACUCGGAUGCUGCAGAGGGACCCGAAACGACGAGCUUCCUUGGAGGAGAUCGAGACACACGCCUGGCUCCAAGGUGUCGACCCGUCUCCAGCCACCAAGUACAACAUCCCCCUGGUUUCAUACAAAAACCUUUCUGAGGAGGAGCACAACAGCAUCAUUCAGCGCAUGGUUCUUGGUGACAUAGCCGACCGAGAGAGCAUCGUGGAGGCCCUUGAGACCAACAAGUACAAUCACAUCACGGCCACCUACUUCCUGCUUGCUGAGAGGAUCCUCAGGGAGAAGCAGGAGAAGGAGAUACAGACGCGGUCGGCCAGUCCCAGUAACAUCAAAGCCCAGUUCAGGCAGUCGUGGCCCACGAAGAUUGACGUCCCCCAGGACCUUGAAGACGACCUCACAGCAUCUCCGCUGUCCCACGCCCCCGUCCCUCAGUCCCCGGCGCGCACAGCUGAGAACGUCCUCAAUGGCCACAGGAACAAAGCCCUGGGGGACGCAGUGGCCAAGAAGGAUGACCUCCCAGAGCUGGCGGGGCCCACGCUGUCCGUGGUGCCCUCCGUGAGCCUCAAGCCCACCACCAGUGGCCGCAAGUGUCUGUUCCGCGUGGAGGAAGACGAGGAAGAGGACGAAGAGGACAAGAAGCCCACGUCCCUUUCCACCCAGGUGGUCCUGCGGCGAAAGCCGUCCGUCACCAACCGCCUCACAUCCCGCAAGAGCGCUCCGGUGUUGAACCAGAUCUUCGAGGAGGGCGAGUCGGACGACGAGUUCGACAUGGACGAGAACCUGCCACCCAAGCUGAGCAGGCUCAAGAUGAACAUCGCGUCCCCGGGCACCGUGCACAAGCGCUACCACCGCCGAAAGAGCCAGGGCCGCGGCUCCAGCUGCAGCAGCUCCGAGACCAGCGACGACGACUCGGAGAGCCGCCGGCGGCUGGACAAGGACAGCGGCUUCACCUACUCGUGGCACCGUCGGGACAGCAGCGAAGGGCCGCCGGGCAACCAGGGCGACGGCAGCGGCCAGAGCAGGCCGGCCAACGGCGGCCGCGGCCCGGACAAGGCCAGCCCCAACGGGGGCGGCCAGGGUGGGGGCAGUCCCUCGGGCAGCGCGGGGGGAGGCGGCACCAGCCCCUCGGGCACCACACGCAGGUGCGCGGGCCCCGGGGAGCUGGUGGAGAGCCUGAAGCUCAUGAGCCUGUGCCUGGGCGCGCAGAUCCGCGGCAGCGCCGGCUGCAUCCUUGAUCCCCAGAGCGCCUGGGCCUUCUCCAGCGUGAGAGUUCAGGAGAAAUCUGCCUGGAGGAUGUGCGUGGGCUCAGCCGGCCCAGCCCCCGCCGGCCCCCGCAUCAAAUUGUUCUCUGACCGCAUGGUGGGCCCAGCGGAAGGGCUGGACCGGGUGAAGAGCAAGAACUUGAAAAACAGCGUAUUACAACUACCUCUGUGUGAAAAAACCAUCUCAGUUAACAUCCAGCGGGGCCCCAAGGAGGGCCUACUGUGCGCUGCCAGCCCUGCCAGCUGCUGCCACGUCAUCUGAUGGGGGCCCCUCCCACGCUGCGCUGGCUCUGCGACCACUCCCUCUCUGUUUCCUUUCCUCCUGCUCUUCCUUUCUCUUUCCCUCACCUCCCUUUCUCUCCUUCCUUCUCUUCCUGCUUCCCCCCUCUCCUUUCCUCCCUCCUUCCUUCCUUCCCUCCCUCCUUGCUGUUCAGAGCUGUGAACAACCCCGCCUUCUCUCACUGUACCCCUGUGGUUGUCUCAGUCCUUUGCCAUGGGCUUUUGAGCAGUUAUUUAUCCCAUUUUUGUUUGUGUGCUCGGUGAGAUGACAAUGCAUGGUCUUUGUGCAUGCUGCUAGCCGCGACACUUUUUUUUCCCACUGAAUAGACUUAUUUCAUGGUGUAAUUUCUACAUUUAUAAUUUUAAUAUGGAAGGUCCAGAUUAAAUUAAAAUGUGUAUCUGGAGCCUACAUGUAAAUGGAGCACUUAGAAAUUUCCUGUUCUGCACUUAUAAUCUAGAGAGAAAAAUGCUUUUGUUUCUUCGUGAAAAUGUUCCUUCCUGUUCUGACCUUCUGUGAUAUCAGAACUAUGGGCCUCCGCUCCUUUGUGUCUGAACUAGAACCAAAGCAAUAAUGUUGGGAUGCUGAGAACUUGGAGGGAUGAGAGCUCCGGAGGCCUGGUGGUGGCCUUCCAGUUGUAGAGGGAGACCCACCCACACCCGUUGUCUUAAGCUUUGGCCUGCAUCCAGGCGGGACUCUGAAGCCGAAAAGAUGACCUUGGGUUCACAGUAGCUGAUGCUGAGUCCCCAGACUGACAAGGCAGCUCCCCCCCACCCCCUAGUCGUGUGUUACUAUUAUAGGCAGACAAUCUUAUUUUUUAAUAUGAUGAAGAUAAUCGAUGAAAUCUUAACUACAGGUAGAGAUUGGUCCCCGGCAGAACAGAAAUCCAGAAAUUGUGUGAAUUUGAGCCUCUCCCAGGAUUUCCCUUAAGAUGAUGUAGAUAACGUGUGGUCAGUAGGCCCAUAGAAUGCCGGUCAGCAAGAAAUGAAAGGUUUAAACAGGGGUACACAUUUAUGUUGGAACAUUAGGACAGAAAUAUAUUUUUUUAAAUCCCGCUUUGGCUCUUUGCAGGAGUUUGAAAAUAGUACUGUCUUCUCUUCUGUUUCUUCUAUUCCUCCAUGUUCUUGAAUUUAGUCCACCACAAAAAUUGGGUGGUUGGGACAUAUAAACCAACGUGGCGUGUGUGUGAGUAUAUACACACACACACACAUACAUGUAUGUAUGUAUAUGUAUAUAUAUAUACACACACAUAUACAU